Messenger RNA from Pyrus x bretschneideri (Chinese white pear), 1435 nucleotides. Its product is annotated as probable protein phosphatase 2C 60. Lineage: Eukaryota; Viridiplantae; Streptophyta; Magnoliopsida; Rosales; Rosaceae. Gene Ontology annotation, molecular function: cation binding; protein serine/threonine phosphatase activity. The record is from RefSeq and is a predicted model, not a curated record. Gene Ontology annotation, biological process: protein dephosphorylation.
AAUGAUAGUUUAGUUAUGGCGAUUUCGAUUUGGUUGCUAAAUUUGGAAGGAAAAAAGUUCAUCAAGAUGCUGGAGAUGGGAAUAUAUCUCAGCGCUCCAAAAACUGAUAAGGUCUCAGAAGAUGGUGAGAAUGACAGACUUCGAUAUGGGUCAUCCUCCAUGCAAGGGUGGCGUUCAACCAUGGAAGAUGCUCAUGCUGCUUAUCCAGAUUUUGACGGUUCAACAUCUUUCUUUGGUGUUUAUGAUGGCCAUGGAGGUAAAGCAGUGGCAAAUUUCUGCGCCAAGUAUCUCCACCAACAAGUGCUCAAGGAUGAAGCAUAUCUAGCUGGUGAUUUAGGCAGUUCUCUGCAGAAAGCUUUCCUCAGGAUGGAUGAGAUGAUGCGUGGACAAAGAGGCUGGAGAGAAUUAGCCAUACUGGGAGAUAAGAUAGACAAAGUUUCUGGUCUUAUAGAAGGGUUCAUUUUUUCUCCGAAGAGUGUUGAAGCUAAGAGUAGUGCAUUCAACGACCAUGUUGAUCAGUGGUCUUCUGAGGAGGGACCUCAUUCUGAUUUUGAUGGACCAAAUUCUGGAAGUACAGCUUGUGUUGCUAUUAUCCGAAACAAACAACUUCUUGUUGCCAAUGCUGGUGAUUCUCGCUGCGUAAUAUCCAGGAAGGGUGAGGCUUAUAAUUUGUCUAAAGAUCAUAAGCCUGACAUUGAGAAUGAGAAAGAAAGAAUUUUGAAGGCUGGUGGAUUUAUCCAAGUUGGAAGGGUCAAUGGAAGUUUGAACUUGGCAAGAGCAAUUGGGGAUGCGGAAUUCAAGCAGAACAAACAGUUGCCCGUUGAAAAGCAGAUUGUGACUGCCAAUCCAGACAUAAAUAGCGUUGAGCUUUGCGAUGAUGAUGAGUUUCUGGUCAUAGCUUGUGAUGGGAUAUGGGACUGCAUGUCAAGUCAACAACUUGUGGACUAUGUCCGGGAACAAUUAAAACAUGAAAGUAAACUGUCAGUGGUUUGCGAGAGAGUGUUUGAAAGGUGCUUGGCGCCAUCAUCUGGUGGAGAGGGAUGUGACAACAUGACAAUGAUCUUGGUUCAGUUUAACAAACCUGUUGCUUCAGCUGCAUCUGUUGGGAACCAGCCCGUCGCGUCUAAUCUGCCAUCCGAGAAGGAAAAAACCGCAGCAAACUAAAUAAAUCUUCUGGUGGCCCUAAAAUGAUGACUAUAUAGAAUGACUGCAUUUCUGCAAGUUAUUCGAAGUUUGUUCAGAUUAGGAUGGCGUUCGCAUGACAGUACACGUUCAUAGUAUUUGUCAAAUAGCAGUAUAGCUUUGAGUUAUGUACAUGCCCGGGAGUUUGUCUUUCGGUUCUCUCUACAGGUUGAAAUUUAUAGUACGGAACAUUUUCUUUGGAUUGUAACCUGACCAAACAAAGAUGAUGAAUGGUAUUCGUUUUUUUCUCGUA